CCUCCUUUGCCUCUCCUCCCCACCCUGCUGCCGUUACCCACCCCUCCUGAUGGGACCAAAGAGGCUGCGCUCCGCCAACCGCUCCUCUCCGGUCAAAUCUGCGAGGAUCGACUCCGCACCUGCAGAUCUGCUUCAUCGAAUGCAGUCGCAGCUUAAGCACGCCGAGACCCAGUGUUCUCUCGACAGCCACGAUCUCCUGACCAUCCUGAUCUGCAACGAGGCCUUUGUCCAGGUUGUCAGCCUGCCGGCCCUCAGCCGCCUCCCUUGCCUCGCCAAACGUUAUGCCGGAAUCCUGUCCUUCGUUGGCAACAACCAGUGGAUCGACAAGCUCUACAGUCAUCUGGGGCUCACAAAGUCGAUCUUCGAUAGUGUUCCGAGCAUUGACCCAAGAGCCGUCCUCGAGGGAGUGUGUUCUUUCCUCAGCCGCAAGAAUGACCUCCCCCGAAGCCUUGAGGCGUACCAGAGGGAGCUUCAGCUUUGGUGGGCCCUUGCCAGGUCGCCUGCGUUGAAGUCAAGACUCUCGGCCUUCUUGUACCAAGCCAUGCAAGAGAGCGUGGUGCAUCACUGUCACUGCACGGCGUACAUCGAUCCAUCGAAACUUCAAGACCUCGAUCCCGCACAAAAGUUCCGCCUCAUCGAUGCAUCGAAUAUCAUGCGAGAGACAACGUGCGGAGAAUGCACCAACGAAUCCAUCUUUGGCGAAACUUAUCGGAUCAUUCGCUUCGACUAUCAUCCAUUUCACACUAAAGCCCAGGCGGCUGGGCUCCUGCCGCACGAAUAUGCCCUGUUACUCUCGGAUGAAACAGGCGACCUGACCCUUAUCGAUUGCUCGUUUGCAUCGCUGUCGGGUUGGCCGGAGCUGCUCGCGAUCCACCACCUUGCGAUUGUCAGGACUGCAUGUGGCAAUCCAAUCCAGAGCCUGGAGGGCAUGCCUCUGAUCCCAAACCUGACGAGACUGACGCUUCCCGAUUCACUCACCAGCCUCAGCUAUCCCCUAGAGGAGCUUGAGCAACUCGAUAUCCUCGAUCUUUCUGCGUGUGCGCAUCUCACAUCCCUCGAGGGGCUGUCGCCGUUGUCUGGACUGACGACGCUCAGGCUCCCAGCAAGCAUCAGCACGUUCGAGAUCCUUCCUCACGAUCUCGAGGCGCUCAGUGUGCUCGACCUUGGUGAGUGCACGCAGCUCACCUCCCUCGUCGGGCUGCCAUUAUUGCCGAGUCUAGAAUCUUUCAGACUUCCUCGAUCAAUCGAAUCACUCGACGGCAUGCCAGCCGAGCUCAAGGAGCUUCGAACUCUGGACAUGCUGGACUCGUGCCGGCUCAAGUCGCUCAAGGGUCUUCCGCCGCUUCCACGUUUGAUAAGACUGAAGCUGCCAAAGUCCAACCAGCGUCUCAGCGAUAUCUGGGACUGGAUCCACUGCGUCAAGGAAUCUCGCGAACGCAAUCGUCUCGCUGACCAGGGCCAGCAUUCCCGCUCUGCAGCCUCAUCCUUGCGCGAGCUGUGGAUGACACUACCGCUCAGCGGGUCCGAUGCACUUUGUGGCUUGCUCGGAAAGCCUGCAUAUAACUACAUCACUGUGGAUAGACCUGAAGGUCUCUCCGACACGCUUUCAUUGGCGCCAAAGCUCGAUUCGCUAACGAUCGCUGGGUCGAUGUCGAGCUUGGACGAAUUCUGCCAGCCGCCGAGUCUGCCCGCCGACGAAGAUAGGGGGCAGGACAAAGGUGCAGACCAAUCUGCAGGCCAACAUGAGGACUCAGGACCGCCGUACAGCGCAGACAAGCUCCAGCUGGAAUCUCUCGUUCUUCCCGCAUCAAUCGAGUCGCUGGACCGAGUGCCCAAAUGCAUCUGCUUGGCCAGGCAGUUCGAUCUAUCGGCCUGCUCGCGACUGCGAUCGGCAAAUGGACUUGUGCAGCUGGAAAGAAUGAGCACUCUCACGCUUUCGGCAUCAAUCGGUACCCUCGAAUUCAUGCCAAAUCGACUCGACUUGAUCAAGUCGCUGACGAUAGAGGCGCCGGGUCUUUGGUCUCUCAAGGGGAUGGCGGCCGCUCCGUUGCUUUGCUAUCUCUCGCUCGUCGCCCCCAUCAAGAACCUCGAAGGGCUGCCCUCGACUUUUCCUUCGCUCAACCAGCUCGAUCUGGCUGGCUGUGCAAAGCUCGAAUCGUUCAAGGGGUUUCCCACGAUGCCCAAGCUCGAGAGCCUUUAUCUGCCAAGCACCCUCAAAUCUAUCGAAGGACUGCCCCCCGUGCUCGAUUCGGUCAAUAACCUGAGUCUCCAGUCUUGCUUCAAAUUGACGUCCCUCAGAGGUCUUCCGAACAUGCCCAGGAUCCGUCUGCUAUCCUUCCCGCCCUGUCUCGAGCGCCUAGACAUGGCAGCUGUCCAGCUGGAAUCGCUGGAACGACUUGAUAUGAGGGACUGCAACAACAUCACCUUGCUGGACGGCUUGCCACAGACACCGCAGCUGAGUCACAUUAUACUUCCGCGCUCGCUUUUGAGUCUGCAGGGGCUGCCCAUGGAGUUGACUCACGUAACCGAACUCGAUCUGGGGGGCUGCGUGCGGCUCAAAUCGCUUGUCGGGUUCCCAGCCGCACCCAGCCUCAAAGCUCUCGUGCUCUCCACAGCGCUGGAGGACUUGCAAGGCCUUCCGCAGUCUCUACCGGCCCUCCAGGACUUGCGCUUCGUGUCGCCGCCGUAUCGCCUGUCGAGGCUCAAAUCCCUGCGUGAGUGUCCGCAUCUGUCGCAGGUCUCGUAUCUCGAGCUCCAUUCGACCUUUAGCAACUUUUCGAUGUUACCUCCGAGUCUGGACUCGGUCACGACCUUGAGCCUCAAGGAAGUACAAAAUCUAGCUUCGACUGGCGGGCUUCCCGAUAUGCCGAAGCUCAGCCGAGUCCGGCAGCCGAAAAACCACACGAAAAUGCCCGUGUUCAAGGAACUGGGGGCCAUUUUCCAAAGAGAUGGCCGAAAGGUCCACAUGUUCUGAAUGAUUUGGGUGCAGCAAGAUAGCCUCGUUGCUAUUUCGACUCUGUGGUCUCGGAAUCGAUUCGCUUGCUUCCGAACGAUGUCAACCAGCGAAAUUACACCCUAUAAACACUACAAUGGUAGCUAUGGUGUCUGAA
This is a messenger RNA of Polychytrium aggregatum, 3110 nucleotides long. RefSeq lists its product as uncharacterized. The transcript has a single exon. The coding region runs from base 50 to 2974 and encodes 974 amino acids. The record is from RefSeq and is a predicted model, not a curated record. NCBI's taxonomy places the organism in Eukaryota, Fungi, Chytridiomycota, Chytridiomycetes, Polychytriales.